AUGGGUGGGUUGUGCAGUUGCUGGAUUUGGACAUGUGGAUUUGUAAUGAUGGGCUGUUUGUGGGCCGACUUCGUUACUGGUCUUGACGUUGGGUUUUCGAAAAUCCAACACUCAACGGCUACGAAUGGUGGGACUCUCGCGUUUUUAGUUGUGGGAGACUGGGGAAGAGGUGGCGCAUUCAAUCAAUCUCAAGUCGCUAACAAGUUGAGUUUGUUUCAGAUGGGAGAUAUUGGGAAGAAGUUAAACAUUGAUUUUGUGAUCUCGACCGGUGACAACUUCUACCAUAAGGGUUUGAAAAGUGUGGCUGAUCCCUUCUUCAGGAAGUCAUUUACUAAUAUUUACACUGCCAAAAGCCUUCAAAAGCCAUGGUACACAGUGUUGGGGAACCAUGAUUAUCAAGGGAAUACCGGCGCCCAGUUGAGUCGAGAACUCAAGAAAAUCGACAGACGAUGGAAUUGCAAAAGGAAUUUCAUCGUUCGAGCAGGAGUCGCGGAUAUCAUUUUCAUUGACACAACUCCAUUCGUCAACACAUACUUUGACAACCCUAAGGAACAGAGAUUUGAUUGGAGUGGUAUAAUGCCAAGGGAUGAAUAUCUCUCAUCCCUUAAAAGGAACCUGGAUUUGUCUCUUAAAACAUCGUUGGCUCCCUGGAAGAUAGUAGUUGGACACCACGCAAUUAGGAGCAUUGGGUAUCAUGGUGACACUCAUGAAAUUGUUGAUCAACUUCUCCCCAUUCUCGAGGCAAACAAGGUGGAUAUGUACAUUAAUGGACAUGACCAUUGCUUGGAGCACCUUAGCAACCAAAAAGGGUUGAUGCAAUUCUUGACGAGCGGGGGAGGUUCAAAGGCCUGGAAAAACAAGAUUCACUAUGAGCUCCAUAGUGAGACUACACACUUCUAUUAUGAUGGGGAAGGCUUCAUCUCAGUGGAGCUUAUAUGGAAGAAGGCAUACAUAACCUUUUUUGAUGUAAUGGAAAAGCCUAUGUAUGGUAUAACAAUAAAGCCAUAG
Molecule: messenger RNA, 1008 nt
Organism: Striga asiatica
Lineage: Eukaryota; Viridiplantae; Streptophyta; Magnoliopsida; Lamiales; Orobanchaceae
Source: the annotation of a GenBank genome assembly